AUGCAUGAUAACCAACAACUGAGGGAAAAUAACAUUAGCAUAAAUAGCACAAACAUUAAAACCAUUAUGCAGGAUGAAGGCAUAACACUUACUACUAACCAUUUACAGGCAGUGAAAGCCUCAAACGAAUCAGAGGCAAAUAACAUUGUAAUAUUAAUGAAUAGAAAAGAUAAGAAUAAACAAGUGGCAAUGUCACUUUUAGUCAAAAUGGCAACUGAAGCAAGUGCAGCUGA
Messenger RNA from Cetraspora pellucida, 233 nucleotides. The record is from the annotation of a GenBank genome assembly. NCBI's taxonomy places the organism in Eukaryota, Fungi, Glomeromycota, Glomeromycetes, Diversisporales, Gigasporaceae.